Limulus polyphemus (Atlantic horseshoe crab) is the source of this 2755-nucleotide messenger RNA. RefSeq names its product peroxidase-like. Gene Ontology annotation, molecular function: heme binding; peroxidase activity. The transcript is spliced from 16 exons. Gene Ontology annotation, biological process: response to oxidative stress. Bases 1 to 2721 code for a protein of 906 amino acids. NCBI's taxonomy places the organism in Eukaryota, Metazoa, Arthropoda, Merostomata, Xiphosura, Limulidae. The record is from RefSeq and is a predicted model, not a curated record.
AUGGCGUCAUUAAAGCUCAUUGGAGUUCUUGUGGGUAUUGUUACUGAUUCUGUCACAACUGUAAUGGCAUCAUUAAAGCUCAUUGGAGUUAUUGUGGGUAUUGUUAUUGAUUCUGUUACAACUGUAAUGGCGUCAUUAAAGCUCAUUGGAGUUCUUGUGUGUACUGUUAUUGUUUCUGUCACAACUGUAAUGGCGUCAUUAAAGCUGAUUGGAGUUCUUGUGGGUAUUGUUAUUGAUUCUGUUACAACUGUAAUGGCGUCAUUAAAGCUCAUUGGAGUUCUUGUGGGUAUUGUUAUUGAUUCUGUUACAACUGUAAUGGCGUCAUUAAAGCUCAUUGGAGUUCUUGUGGGUAUUGUUAUUGAUUCUGUCACAACUGUAAUGGCGUCAUUAAAGCUGAUUGGAGUUCUUGUGGGUAUUGUUAUUGAUUCUGUUACAACUGUAAUGGCGUCAUUAAAGCUCAUUAGUGUUUUUUGGGGAUCUUUUGUGUUAGUAACGUCCUUGCUGACGGUCGGACAGCCCGGGAUAAUAUUUCCCACCCAGAGACAAGCACCCUUGAACCCACUCCUCGAGCCUGACUGUGCUUUCAGUGUUCGUUCUUCAAAGAUUGGACCAAAUGCUGCAGGCAAUGAAGGGUUGCAGUACAUAGCUAACUUCGUUCCCAACUUGAAGUCAGUGCCACAAAGGAUCACUGGUCAGAUAUGUAUUACUUUUGAUGAUAUUAACAAUGCUGUCCAAGAAGCGCGCAGACUUGUGGGUAAGUUUAUUCCACAAGAGAUUCACGAGCUGUCGUCUGACCUUCCUGAACCUAAACAUAUAGCUGCAGCAGCCUUGAUAAUAGAAGAAGCAACCAGAAUCCUAGCCCAGCGAUAUAAGUUGAAUUAUGAUGCUAUUGUUAACGGCUUGCCUCGAAUUGAUACUUCUAAAACAGCAGUAAAACAGGUCUGCCCCACGUUAUUGAAGCCUGUAAAGUGUGAACUAAGCCGUUAUCGGACACUGACUGGCAUGUGUAACAACCUCGAGAACCCCUCGUGGGGUAGUGCGCGAUCAGCCAUGUUGAGAUAUCUUCCCCCAGCUUACGGUGAUGGUAUUUCCGUCCCAAGGCGAGCUGUAGAUGGGUCUGAGUUACCCACUGCUCGUGCCAUUAGUUUUAUUAUGCACCAUGACGUCAGCCAACACGACCAACAGCUAUGUAACAUCCUCGUUGCUUGGGGUCAGAUGAUCGACCACGACUUGACCUUGGCUUCCCCAACAUUAGACGAAAGACGUAUGGAUAUUGAAUGCUGUAAGUACCCACCCCAACAACGCCAUCCUAAUUGCAUGCCCAUCGCCAUACCCCAUGAUGACCCCUUCUACAAAUUCUUCAACAAGAAAUGCAUGGACUUUGCUCGAACUCUUCCUGGGAUGAGACCCGGAUGUACUCUAGGUCCAAGGUUCCAGACCAAUCAGAUCUCAGCUUUCAUCGACGGUAACUUCAUUUACGGCAGCCAACAGAAAGAUGCACACAGGCUUCGGCAGUUUCGUGGAGGGUUCUUGAAAACCGCGCCUCUCUACAGGGAACUCGGCCUGAAAGAUCUCCUACCAAUGAAGACAGUUGACCCCGACGUAGGUUGUAUCGCUAGGCCAAGAAACGCGUAUUGUUUCGAUGCUGGUGACGAACGAGUGAACGAGCAGCUUGUGUUGACUGUGAUGCACACAAUAUGGAUGAGAGAACACAACAGAGUUGCCGAAGCUUUAGGACAGAUUAACCCUCACUGGGACGACGAGACCCUCUACCAAGAGACUCGUCAUAUCGUCGUAGCCGAACUUCAGCACAUCACCUUUAACGAGUUCCUUCCCACAAUCCUCGGGGUCGAAACGAUAAGGAAGUACGGUCUACAACUCCUUUCCCACGGUUAUUAUGAUGGUUAUAACCCCCAAGUCAACUCUGGUAUUCGUUCAGCGUUCCAAACGUCUGCCUUCCGUUUCGGUCACAGCCUCCUACCUGAUGCGACUGACAGAUACAACAAGUUCCAUGAAAAAAUUGAGGCUAUCCGCCUCUCCAUGCAACUACGUCGACCUUAUGACCUAUACAAGCCAGGCAUUAUCGACAGUUUCUUGAUGGGAUUAGUAAACCAGGAAUCCAACAGGAUGGAUCCUGAAGUCACCACUGAAGUAACUAAUCAUUUAUUCGAGAAACCAGGCGAGAGGUUCGGCAUGGAUCUGGCAGCACUCAACAUCCAGCGUUCCAGAGAACACGGUAACCCUGGUUACAAUUAUUACAGGGAAUACUGUGGUCUUCCAAAAGCUCGUGACUUUUAUGACCUGGCGGGAAUCAUGCCCAACACGACAAUACAGAGAUAUGCCCAGCUGUACAAACACGUUGACGACAUCGACUUGUGGAGUGCGGGUAUCUCAGAGUAUCACCUACCUAACGCCGUUGUAGGCCCAACUUUUGCUUGUCUGAUUGCCGAUCAAUUUUCAAACAUCAGGCGAGGAGAUCGUUUUUGGUAUGAAAACAGUGGCUGGCCUUCUUCGUUUCGACCUGAGCAACUUCAGGAACUCCGCAAGGUCCAACUCUGCAGAGUACUGUGUGAUAACGCUGAUGAAAUGGACACCAUUCAACUAGAAGUCUUAAAGACGGCUGAUCCACAGAGGAAUCCACGUGUAAACUGUCGGGGUAAUAAUAUAAACCACCUAGAUCUUUCCAAAUGGGCUGAUGUUAACCACUUCAGCAGGAAGUAAGCUGCUCUUAUGAGAAGAAGAAGAUACAGUAUUA